Molecule: messenger RNA, 1683 nt
Organism: Rhodotorula toruloides NP11
Lineage: Eukaryota; Fungi; Basidiomycota; Microbotryomycetes; Sporidiobolales; Sporidiobolaceae
Product: methyltransferase type 11
Exons: 5
Coding region: 1-1683 (560 amino acids)
Source: RefSeq, a predicted model, not a curated record
AUGAGCGCCCAGCUAGCCCGCCAACUCGCGCCCGACCCACCGUCUCCUCUUCGGCUUCGCACUCGGACAGGCGGUCUGCUCGCGGCCGGCUCGAAGCUCAGGAAACGGGUCGCAGAGGCGGACAGGCGUACUCGGCUCUUUGGGCCAUCUGUACGGAUUGAUGGGCAUGAGAAGGAGGUGCUUGCGGUUGAACCGGACGAGCGGCGCUCGCGCGCAUCGAGCGACUCGCGCAGUUUUGCGGAGAGCACGUCGUUGAAGUUUACGGAGCAGCUGGAGGAGGCGGAAGCCGGGUUCGUUGAGCGGGAUCCGGUCGGAGGACUCGGCAGACAGCCUUACGGGCGAGACGGACCGUACUUCGUUUCGUACUCGCAUGACUCGCUCGACUGGGACGCCCUCAUCACCUCCGCCCUCAUUCACAGCCCGCUUGAAGGCUCGCCAGCUUUCGCCUCCGCCUCUCCAGAUCCGCGCCCAGUACCAAAGCGGGUGCUCGACAUCGGCUGCGGCAUAACGCCUUUCUGGAUCCUAGAGAUGGCGAACAAGGAGGCUUGGGAGGAAACCGAGUUUGUCGGCCUCGACGUCGCCCCUUCGUCCGUUACGAUCGAUCUACCCGCAAGUAUGGACUCGCGAAUCAGCUUCAUCCAGACCUCCUUUCUCUUACCUCUGCCGUUUCGCGCUGAGUUCGACUAUGUGCGGGUAGCACACGUCAACCUCGCCUUACAAGAGCAAGACUGGACUAGCCUGCUCGACGAAGCGUUGCGAGUGCUCAAAGCCGGAGGCUUACUCGAGGUCGUCGAGCAGGACCACUCGACUUGGCUAUCCCGACCAGAUCCCUCGACCCCUUCGUCUUCUCGCGCCGCGCAACAUCCUAUAGACGACAUCUUCACGCAUGCCUUUCGCGCCGACUUCAUCAAUCCGCGCCCGUUGUCCGUCUUACCCGCCAACUUUGCCAUGGCGGGCAUCAGUUUCUCCAGCACCGGCCGGAUAGCCUUGCCAAUGUCGACAUCGUCGGUAGCGCAGCGCACUUCGCUCCUGACAAGCGCCGCUGGUGACGAGGUGCCGCUGCUCUCGAAGUAUGUGCCGGGCAGAACGAGUCGGCCGAUCUUGCGGGAAGAAGACGCCUACCUCUUCCUCCACGCCUACGCAAACCGAUGGGCUUCAUCGUCGUACGGUCUCGCCGACGCUGCUCUCGCCGGCAAGCAGAAGGAGGUACUCUCGUCGACUUUGCGCCGCGCACCUGCCGACUUCGACGAUGCGCAAUCCGUCCACUCCUCCCUACAUCCCGCGCGCAACAGCGACAGCGAACGACUAGAACUUCAAGGUCGUGUACACGACUGGGCCGCCGAUUUGCGCGACCGAGCCGACCUCGCCUCGCUCAUCACCACCCGGCUGAACUGGCGGCCAACCUUCGAGCACGCCCUCCUCUCUGCGCUCGAGAUGAACCUGCCCGUAUACGAGAAGCAAUUCGAGGUACUCGAGCGAAAGAAGGAGAUGGCCAUGGAUGUGUUUGGCGAGGUCGAGGCGGAGCAGGAGAGUCGGAUCGCGCAGGUCAAGUCGGCAAGGCGGGAGGUCGAGGCGGAACUAGGGCUUGUAAGGCGACGGCUGGGACUCGAUUCUCACGAGGCCGUCGAAGAAACGCUGGGCGCACUCGAGAUGGAGGUGUUUGUAGCGAAGGCGGACGGAUGA